AUACUUCGAUAUGAUUGGUGAUGUUGUUGUUCUAUGCUGUACAUAAAGGUGUGAAGCUCUCAUUGUCCAGGAAACGGUGACCGCUUCUUAUCUCCCUGUGUCCUGCCUGUCCCUCCACGAUGACCACUGUCCAGCUGGUUGCGAUUGCCUUAAUUCUCAUUUCUGGGAAUACUUCAUCCUCACCCGUGAAAACAAGGGUAGAACUUAAUGACGGAGCAGAUACGCUGCCCCAGUCAUCCAAAGAUGCGGUUCCUCGACGCACCGAUUCCUUUUUUCUUCAAAAUGGCAACAGCGACCACAAACGACACUUUGAUGACGAACUCACCACAAAGCGACCGACCUCGCCCUCAACUACUACGAUAAGUGCACUCAGGUUGUUCCUGAUUCGGCAAAUCAAGAGUUACCAAAGCGCCAUUGAUUCAGCCCUGAGGAAACCUCACACUGGUGUAACCACAAAUCCAAAAUGGCGAAAUGAGAAUCUUCAAGCCACCGACACAGAACUGAAUAACAUGUCGGAAUCCGAGCUCCACGCCAUGCUUGUGAGUAUCAGGAAUGUAUUUAGUGCCACCGUGGGUGACCUGUGCUGCCCCCUAGGGAAGUAACCUGGCGAUGUGUCCUUUACAAAACACACUAACAUUGGAGGUAGAUCUUGGAAGGAGGACGGCAUAACGUAUUCCUAUUUGUUAAAGGAGUUGAGGACGAGAAAUGACAGCAUCAGUUUCACUGUUAGAUGACUGACAAGAACCACUGACAUCCUUCUCCCUGUGAAUAUUACUUUUGUUCUAUGAGAAGUUUAAACGAUGUGAUAACUGAGUAUGCAGUCAUAGUAACACACUCGAAGUCGCGUUUUGGUUGAUAUUCUUCAUCAGCAACUUAACAUCUGUAUGUGAAUAUCGUGUUGGCAAGCCAACAGGUGGUUGAAAUAAUGAGCAUCGCUCAACGCCAACGGGGUUCGAGGACAUGCAAUCAAACAAGACAUCAAGCAUGCGCACCCGAGCCGAUCCACUAAGUCUCCCGAAUAACAAAUCAUAACUCAUAUAUCAUUUUGGUAUAUGCAUUUGUAUCCAUGACGUUUCCUUGGUGAACAUUAUACAUCCCAUGGUAACCCCUGGUAACCAUACGAUGUCGUGUUAUAGUUCCUUUGGUAACUUCAUUAAACCGUUGCUAUCCUCGUGGUGACGGAUUCAUGAUGUCCACUUUAUGAAGACUUUGAAUGACAUUUAGAAGUGACACACAUGAGAAAGAGAAUUAUGGAUGUCAACUUCUAUAUCGUGAGGAAUACAACGUUUCGUAGUAUAUACUUACUCCUUCAACAGGUGAAGAAUGUAUGGAUGUCAACACCUUUAUGAUGAGGAACAGAACGUUUCGGAGUGUAUACUUACACCUUGAAGGAGUAACUGUACACUCCGAAACGUUGUGUUUCUCAUAAAAAAGAAGUUGACAUACAUAAAGUCUCUUCCUUAUCCAUUUUGUUGACAUUUUUUAAUUCAGCAUUGUUCCUCAGUUAGCAGACUCGAAAAAUGAUGUCCAUUUGGAGAAUAUUGUUAUUCGUAAACAUGGUUUAACAGAUGUCUCCAAUGGUGACCUCAUGAAUACAAUUUGUGAACAUUAUAAUUUUUAAAUCCAACGUUCUUUUGUUGACAAAAGGUUACCGUCAGUGAACAUGUUUAGCUCUCAGUGCAAAAGUGGGUGUGGCCAAUAAGAUGUCCAUAACAAAAUUAGAUAUUUGAACUCGCAUUUGACCACAAGCGCAACUGUUUGACAAAUAUCUGUUUUCAUCCUGUUGAAACAGUAUAACUGUCUGCUUGAGAACGCAUAGGGUGCGUGGACAGUAAACUCAUUAUGUGAGUGACUAUGAUGUUUUUGUGAAUAAAAAUGAAAUAGACUAUUUCUGUUGUUUUGA
Messenger RNA from Haliotis rufescens (red abalone), 1903 nucleotides. RefSeq lists its product as uncharacterized. The transcript has 2 exons. Bases 120 to 602 code for a protein of 160 amino acids. The record is from RefSeq and is a predicted model, not a curated record. Lineage: Eukaryota; Metazoa; Mollusca; Gastropoda; Lepetellida; Haliotidae.